Messenger RNA from Chionomys nivalis (European snow vole), 1985 nucleotides. Its product is annotated as cytochrome P450 4A14-like. The record is from RefSeq and is a predicted model, not a curated record. Bases 1 to 1542 code for a protein of 513 amino acids. Gene Ontology annotation, molecular function: arachidonate monooxygenase activity; iron ion binding; heme binding. The transcript has 12 exons. Gene Ontology annotation, biological process: kidney development; icosanoid biosynthetic process; lauric acid metabolic process. Lineage: Eukaryota; Metazoa; Chordata; Mammalia; Rodentia; Cricetidae. Gene Ontology annotation, cellular component: intracellular membrane-bounded organelle.
AUGGGUUUCUCUAUAUUUAGCCCCAGCAGAAGCUUGGAUGGUGUUUCUGGGUUCUUCCAAGUAGUCUUCCUGCUCAGCCUAUUUCUGGUGCUUUUCAAGGCAGUCCAGUUCUACUUAAGAAGGCAGUGGCUGCUCAAGACACUCCAGAAGUUCCCAUCCACUCCUUCCCAUUGGCUUUGGGGGCACCACCAGAAGGUAGGAAGAAGGGAAAGAGAUAAGGACCUCCAGCAGAUUCUUUCCUGGGUAGAGAAAUUCCCAAGCGCCUGCUUACAGUGGCUCUCGGGGAGUCGUGCACGAGUUAUGCUCUAUGACCCUGACUAUGUGAAGGUGAUUCUGGGGCGAUCAGAUCCAAAGGCUUCUGGUAUUUACCAAUUAGUUGUUCCCUGGAUUGGCUACGGUUUGCUUCUGUUGAAUGGGAAGAAGUGGUUCCAGCACCGGCGGAUGUUGACUCCAGCCUUCCAUUAUGACAUCCUCAAACCCUACAUCAGAAUCAUGGUGGAAUCCGUCAAUACAAUGCUAGAAAAAUGGGAGAAGCUUGACGGACCGGACCACUCUCUGGACGUCUUUCACUACAUCUCCAUGAUGACACUGGACACUGUUAUGAAGUGUGCUUUCAGUUACCAGGGCAGUGUCCAGUUGGAUGAAAACUCCAGGUCCUACACUAAGGCUGUUGAGGAUCUGAACAACCUGACUUUCCAUCGAAUAAGGAGUGUCUUUUUUUGGAAUAACACCAUCUACAAAAUGUCCUCUGAUGGCCGUUUGUUCUACCAUGCCUGCCAGCUUGCGCAUGAGCACACAGAUGGAGUGAUCAAGAUGAGGAAAGCUCAGCUUCAGAACGAGGAAGAGCUGGAGAAACUCAAGAAGAAGAGGCGCUUGGAUUUCUUGGACAUCCUUUUGCUUUCCAAAAUGGAGGAUGGGAAGAGCUUGUCUGAUGAGGACCUGCGUGCAGAGGUGGACACAUUCAUGUUCGAGGGCCAUGACACCACAGCCAGUGGACUCUCCUGGAUCUUCUAUGCUCUGGCCACACACCCUGAGCACCAACAGAGAUGCAGGGAGGAGGUGCAAAGUGUCCUGGGUGAUGGAACUUCUGUCACCUGGGAGCACCUGGACCAGAUGCCCUACACCACCAUGUGCAUCAAGGAGGCCAUGAGGCUCUACCCACCUGUACCAGGUGUGAGUCGAGAGCUCAACACACCUGUUACCUUUCCUGAUGGACGCUCCUUACCCAAAGGUAUCACAGUCGCAAUCAGCAUUUAUGGCCUUCACCAUAACCCACGCUUUUGGCCAAACCCUGAGGUGUUUGACCCCUCUAGAUUUGCACCAGAUUCUUCUAGGCACAGCUAUGCUUUCCUGCCCUUCUCAGGAGGAGCAAGAAACUGCAUUGGGAAACAGUUUGCUAUGAAUGAGAUGAAGGUGGCCGUGGCCCUGACCCUACUCCGCUUUGAGCUGCUGCCAGAUCCCACCAGGAUCCCGGUCCCCAUGUUAAGACUUGUGUUGAAGUCCAAGGAUGGGAUCCACCUGCGUCUCAAGAAGCUAAGAUAAUUCUGUAGGAGAAAAGGACAACUCUAGGGAUCUGCUGCCUUCAGGCCUUUCUACUUGUCACCUGCUUUUGUCCCAGGCUUAUCUGUACUUCUGCUUUCUUUCUGACACUUGUCCCUCUGCUGUCUGUGAUGUCUCCUGUCAUUCCAUCUUCCUGCUCUUUCUCAACUCUCCCUAGACUCUUCCCCAGUUGUGUGUGUGCCUGUCUGCCACAUGGUUGUGUCUCUGACUGGCCACAUAACCCCUAAACACCUGCCUGUCCUCAGUUUACCUUUUAUAACCUUCACCCUAAAAGAAGAAACAUUUUAAAUGGAGACACUUGUGCCUCUCCCUUUGGCUCUCAGACUCUUGAGACAGUGAACACCAUGAAUUAAAAUGUCCUUAGGAAUCACAUGCUGGGAGAAAAUUAACAUUCAAAGUCUGCAUCACCCAGAAGGCGAACUUGA